Molecule: messenger RNA, 183 nt
Organism: Trichoderma citrinoviride
Lineage: Eukaryota; Fungi; Ascomycota; Sordariomycetes; Hypocreales; Hypocreaceae
Exons: 2
Coding region: 1-183 (60 amino acids)
Source: RefSeq, a predicted model, not a curated record
AUGGCAGCUGUCAAGCGGCUAUCGGCCCAGCUUACUCGCAGCCUCUCCCCUCUCACAGUACCCCCGCGGCCCAGCCCCAGCGUCGCCCAGUACCCAGACCAGCACCGCCCUAUCCAGCACCGCGGCACGUACCACUCUCCACCGUUGAGAGGCACCGGCCGUACCAGCUACCGCAUAACGUGA